CGGCUGGCAGGCUGCUCACGCGAGCCGGAGCCAGGCUGUUACCUGGAGCCGAGGCCGCUUCUCAUUCCCCCUGGCGUCCGCACAAGGGGAAGCAGCCGCCGGCGUAGGCAGACCCGCGGGGAAGCGUCUCGAAGGCGGCCCAAGAGGAUGGAUGUGGCACCUCCCAGCUACUGUUUUGUUGCAUUUCCACCAUCUACUAAAGAUGGCCAUGUAGUGGUUGGAAAAAAUUCUGCACGUCCUCGUGAUGAAGUUCAGGAGGUAGUUUAUUUUGCUGCUGCUACUUAUGAUCCAGGAUGUAAAGUUGAGUGCACAUACAUUGAGAUAGACCAAGUACCUAAGACAAAUGCUGUUGCACUGAGCAGACCUUCCUGGCUCUGGGGGGCUGAAACGGGAGCCAAUGAACAUGGAGUUUUCAUUGCUAAUGAAGCUGUGCUAGCCAGAGAACCAGCCUCUGAAACGGAAGCUCUCCUAGGAAUGGAUCUUGUGAGACUUGGGCUUGAAAGAGGUUCAACUGCUAAAGAAGCUUUGGAUGUCAUUGUCUCACUGCUGGAAGAAUAUGGUCAAGGUGGAAAUUACUAUGAAGAUGGAAGCAUGUGCCACACCUUCCUGUCUGCUUAUCUGAUAGUGGACAGAAAAGAAGCUUGGGUGUUGGAUACCAUUGGGAAAUAUUGGGCAGCAGAGAAGAUUACAGAUGGAGUAAAAUGCAUUUGCAACUGCUUAUCCUUAACUACAAAAAUUGAUGCAGAGCACCCUGAGCUUAGAGGUUAUGCAGAAAGUAAAGGAUGGUGGAACACAGAUAAGGAGUUUAAUUUUGCUGAAGUAUUUUCCCAAGUUGAUGAUUGUUCAAAUUGUUGCUUGGGGAUGGAGACCUUAAAAAAGCAAGAAGGCAACAUCACUGUGGAAACAAUGAUUGACCUAUUGCGUGACAAGGCUGAUGGCAUAUCCGUGGAUUCAGACUCUUUUCUUACUACAGCAAGCAUGGUGUCCGUCUUACCUCCGAAUCCGACUUCCCCAUGCAUUCAUUUUUUCACUGGCACACCAGACCCAUCCAAGUCCAUAUUUAAACCUUUCAUCUUUGUGGAUGGUGUGAAAGUAGUACCUAAAGUUCUAUCGCCCAUUUUUGGUAGUGAAGAUCCUGUGAAAAAAAUUCCUCGGUUCCAGGAGAAACCUGAUCGCAGACAUGAAUUGUACAAGGCGCAACAGCUGGCCCGAUACAUCUUAGACAGUGAUGAGGAAAAUGCCCAGACUUUAAGAAGAACUAUGUUAAACCUUGAAAAACAAGGCUUGGAAGCAAUGGAAAACAUACUCUCUAGCUCUGAGAUUCUUGAUUCUUCAGAAAUAGAAGAUCUUUUCUAUGACUGCGUAGAUACAGAAAUUAAAUUCUUCAAAUGAAUGCCCAUAGACACUGUUAGCCUUUGCACAAGAAGAACUUAGAAGUCUUCAUGCCUUGAAAGAUAAUUUCACCAUAUUGCCGAAUUUGGGAGGAAAUACUCAUCUUUCUAGAGAAACUUUCCUCAGUAGCUGUAUCCGGUUAACAUCCUUUUUCAUCAUGUGUUGUCCUGUGUGUAUUGUUAAAAGAGAAUCGGUUCAGUUAGUAUAUGCAUGCCGGCCAAUGUAAUGCUGGAAUGUUUUGUUUUAUUUGGGUGACAAAAGUUUAAAGAUGAAUAAUUUUAGAAAAAACCAUAUAGGUCUCAAUGUUGUUUUCAAAUCAAACAGAAUCUUCUGAGAACUUCCCUUCAAAAUAUUGAUCCACUUUCAAAGGAAAGACGGAUUACUUUAUGACUUCUAAAUGAUAUUUUUGAAUAGAAAAUGUGGAAAUGUUAAAAAACAAAAUUCCAUUAUAAGGGGUAUAACUUCUCACUAAUGCUAGUUUGAAUAGGAAUAAAAUCAACCUACACACACCUUAGGGAAACAGCCCACCUAGUUUUAUAGUCCUCAUUAUCUCCUAUUUCUUUCCGCUGCAUCUCAACCAUUUCUCCCAAAGUUUGGUUUUGAAUGCUGCCAUUAUUAUUGGAAAUUGGUCAGAAUGGUUUAAAAGAGGAAGUAUGUGAGGAUAUCAUCUAUCAGCUUUGAUUUAGGCAGCCAAUAUAUGUUACUGCUUUUCCAAAUAGCAGUGGUCUUUUAAAGCUACUUAAACAGUAUAUUGCUUCUCGGCCUUUUGGCUAAGAUCAUGUGUGUGUGUAGAACAAGAUCUAAUCCAGUAAACAAUUACUACCAUUGUUAUAUUAUUAUGUAUACCAAUAUAACCUCAGAUGACCAAGGUUAAGUUUGCACACUUUGAUUGACAGGGUUCAGAGAGUGAAUGUGAUCAACCUAUUUCCUUUACAAGAAAACUAGACUGAGUCGCUGAUAGAGGCAUUUGCAGCAAACCAAGAUUGGGUCAAAUAUAUGUGUGGUAAUGUCGUAACAUAAAUACCCUCAUGUGCUUGCAUUUCAUUGUCUGACACAGGUAUGUAACUUACAGUUUUUGCAUUAUGAUGGAUGUUUUGUCCCCUGCAUCCCCAAAUGCCCAUGUUCACUGAUACUAUGAAAUUAGAAUUGGUUUCUUAAAGUGAUUGAAGGUGAAAGUGUUAUUUUCCUCCAAGAUUUUGUAUCAUGAAUCCAUUCUCCUUACGUGAUUUGCGUGUUGUCCAUGAAUCCAGGUAACAUUGGACAUUAUUAAAUACUCACCAAGUUCAUCUUGCCAUCAGCAAGUCAUUCUUCCUGCUGUUAACUUCUUAAUGAAAAGAUGGAUGUAUGGAAGAGAGGGAUCGUGCAGGUGAAGCAAUCAGGCAGGGAAAGGUGAUCAGAUUCUAAUCUCAAAACUAUGGUGCUAAUCCUGUAAUUCAAAACAUCAGGAUUCUGAUGUUACAAACAUUUCCAGCUAUCAAGUGACCUACUGUGAUUACAAAUGCUAACAUAAAACUGAUGUCAUAAACAGAUGUCAGGAAUGACACACAGAUUGGUGAGCUAAAUAAUAGUUUUAAAAAUCACGCAGGAAGCUAAGGAAAGUAUUUAUCCCACUUGUACAAGGAAUUAAUUUUCAAGGGGCAGACCUUUUUCUAGUUGGUCCAAUACAUCACGUCAUUAUGGAGCACAUACAGACCUUCCUUAUUCAAGCAACUUAUCUUAUAUGGACAGUUUGUAAAGCAAACAGUUACUAUUUUAGAGUUUAAAUGUCCAAUUUCAAAGAAUAAUGGCAUCGAAAGGCAACUGAAAUUGCCUUUGAGAUUUUGAGAAAAAGGAAAAAAGUCAUCCAUAACGUAAAUGCGCUGGUUUGUGGACCUUUUCCUGCAAAAAACUGAAUGUUCCAGGUAUGCUACAAAAUCUUACCGUGCUCUCUCCCUGAGGAUGUGUUGGAAUGUGUAAUAUCUGAUUGAAGCAGAAUUUGUAAAUUUUAGGUAUUUUUUGUAGGAAGUUGCAAAGAGGAGUUUGAAGUCAUUUGGAUGUACAUGUAUUAGACAAUUAUGAUUGACCAAAUUAAUAAAUUGUUUCUGCACAGAAAGAA
Candoia aspera is the source of this 3487-nucleotide messenger RNA. It is a transcript of the gene SCRN1, whose product is annotated as secernin 1. The record is from RefSeq and is a predicted model, not a curated record. The transcript has 9 exons. Lineage: Eukaryota; Metazoa; Chordata; Lepidosauria; Squamata; Candoiidae. The coding region runs from base 148 to 1392 and encodes 414 amino acids. Gene Ontology annotation, molecular function: dipeptidase activity; cysteine-type exopeptidase activity. Gene Ontology annotation, biological process: proteolysis.